Molecule: messenger RNA, 294 nt
Organism: Paracoccidioides lutzii Pb01
Exons: 1
Coding region: 1-294 (97 amino acids)
Source: RefSeq, a predicted model, not a curated record
AUGAACAACAAUUGGAUGACAUUGAUGGUCAAUCUACGUUCAGGUGGAAUACCAGAUUUGACAGAAGAAUACAUGUCAAAAAGAAGACAAAACCAAGGAUCUGAGAAUAGGACCCUGGAGAAUAGGACUUCAGAGCCCACAGAUUCACUGCCUACAUCUAUUACAGUCUGUAGAAGUGCUCCUGGAGCAUUUGAAAUAAACAAGAUGAUUUUGAAGGAAUCAGACAAGUCUAAUAAUACAUACAAAAACCUGGUUGAUGAAAUGUUAGAGAAUAUGAUUGACUCUAGUGACUAG